Molecule: messenger RNA, 465 nt
Organism: Spodoptera litura
Lineage: Eukaryota; Metazoa; Arthropoda; Insecta; Lepidoptera; Noctuidae
Product: waprin-like protein
Cellular component (GO): extracellular region
Molecular function (GO): peptidase inhibitor activity
Source: RefSeq, a predicted model, not a curated record
UUUGUUACAAACAUUUGUUGAGAGUGCACGCUUCGCGUUGUUUUGUAUCGAGAAUAUAAUAAUGGGUUCUGCUACUAUCCUGCUGUCUGUCGUGGCUGUGGUGGUGAUGGUGUCCUACACUGAAGCUGCCGGCAACUGCCCUCUCCCGUCGAAGGUGUACGGUUGCAGCCCCAAGUGUGUCCAGGACUACGAGUGCAGCCACGGUAAGGUGUGCUGCUCCAACUCCUGCAACGCCAAAUCCUGCACUGAACCAGCUGCCAAUGGCGCUGGCUCUCAUAGCUCCAGCAAAUACCAGACGGGUGGAGCCGGGCAGUACUGCGACAACGUGAAGUGCAACUCUUUCGAAGUAUGCAAGAUGGACCCCUCUACUAAACGCCUGAAGUGCAGCAGACCUUAAGACUGUCUACUAAUUAAAUAAUCUACAUAAGUACUCAUUAUUACUCAAUAAAACUUAAUGAUUUUAAA